GAGACAUGUUAACCCUAUACGCAUACAGCAACUAUUGACUUUGGUAAGAAUGCUUCUGAUUAAUUCCUAGUCUGUUAGCACAGACCAUCUAGCACAGAUCUUUGCUGGGAGUCUUGGAGACAGCAGCGUCUCCUGAGCUCUGCUAUUUCACCAAACCCUGUGAAUUUUGCUAAGCAAAGUAAACAUUACAGUGCUGCUAAUCACAUCCUCUGGAAGAAGGCAGCAGUCCGCUUUGGAAUCUGAUGAAGCUUAGACGUCCUCUCUUCCUCAGCUGCGGCCGAAGUUGAACACCCUCUUUCCACAGACGUCUCCCUUUUUCUUUGAAAUGGGACGUUUUUUGCAACAAUUCUUCUUGCAUUAUGCUGCUUUGAGUUGUUUUGGAAUGGUUCACGGAUUUAUGGAUGAAACUCUAGAAAAAGCCAUCAAAUCAGAAGGAUAUUGUAGCAGAAUUUUAAGGGCUCAAGGAGGCACUAGAAAAGAAGGAUACAAUGAAUUUAGCCUAAGAGUGGAAGGUGAUCCGGAAAUCUACAAACCAGGAAACACUUACAGAGUAACACUCUCGGCUGCUAGCCCGGCUUAUUUCCGAGGGUUCACACUUAUUGCCCUUAAAGAGGGUAAAGAUGGGGAGAGGGAGGAAGAUCAUGCUGGAUCCUUCCAGAUAAUCGAUGAAGAAGAUACACAGUUUAUGAGUAACUGCCCUGUAGCAGUCACAGAGAGCACGCCAAGGCGCAGAACACGAAUUCAGGUUUUAUGGACAGCACCUGCCAUUGGAACCGGCUGUGUAAUCCUUAAGGCGAGUAUUGUACAGAAAAAAAUAAUUUACUUUCAAGAUGAGGGAUCACUUACUAAAAGAAUGUGUGAACCAGAUACAUCUUACGAAGGGGGAAAUGAAAAGACGAUUCCAGAUUGUUGUGCAUGUGGAACAGCCAAAUACAGACUAACAUUCUACGGAAAUUGGUCCGAGAAAUCGCAUCCAAAGGAUUAUCCACGGAGAGCCAAUCACUGGUCAGCAAUUAUUGGUGGGUCCCACUCUAAAGAAUAUGUCCUUUGGGAAUACGGUGGAUAUGCUAGUGAGGGAGUAAAACAAGUUGCUGAGUUUGGGUCCCCAGUCAAAAUGGAGGAAGAAAUACGACAAAAAGGUGAUGAAGUGUUAACAGUGAUCAAAGCAAAAGCCCAGUGGCCGGCCUGGCAGCCCCUGAAUGUGAGAGCAGCACCUUCAGCCGAGUUCUCUGUGGACAGGACUCGUCACCUGAUGUCUUUCUCGACCAUGCUAGGUCCAAGUCCAGAUUGGAAUGUUGGACUUUCAGCAGAAGACCUCUGUACCAAGGAAUGUGGUUGGGUUCAGAAAGUUAUCCAGGAUCUAAUCCCAUGGGAUGCAGGAACCGACAGUGGAGUGACAUAUGAGUCACCCAACAAACCUACAAUCCCACAAGAUAAAAUCAGACCAUUGACAAGUUUGGAUCACCCACAGAGCCCGUUCUACGACCCUGAAGGAGGACCCAUUAUACCAGUGGCAAGAGUUGUUAUAGAAAGGAUUGCUCGAAAAGGAGAGCAAUGUAAUAUAGUUCCCGAUAAUGUAGAUGACAUUGUGGCAGAUCUUGUUACAGAAGAAAAGGAAGAAGAUGAUACCCCUGAGACAUGUAUCUACUCCAACUGGUCUCCUUGGUCCGCUUGCAGUUCGGCCACUUGUGAUAAAGGCAAAAGGAUGAGGCAGCGCAUGUUGAAAGCCCAGCUUGAUCUCAGCGUUUCCUGCCCAGAUACACAGGAUUUUGAACCAUGCAUGGGACCAGGCUGCAGUGAUGAUGCCUCUACUUGCAUGAUGUCAGAAUGGAUCACGUGGUCUCCUUGUAGUCUCUCCUGUGGAAUGGGUAUGCGCUCCAGAGAGAGAUAUGUAAAACAAUUCCCGGAGGAUGGCUCCAUGUGCAAAGUCCCAAUGGAGGAGACAGAAAAAUGUGUUGUCAAUGAGGAGUGUGAGCCAAGUAGCUGCAUAGUAACAGAAUGGGGUGAAUGGGAAGAAUGUAGCGCCACCUGUGGUGUGGGAAUGAAGAAACGUCACAGGAUGAUUAAGAUGACGCCUGCCGAUGGGUCUAUGUGCAAGACAGACACCACAGAGGUGGAAAAAUGCAUGAUGCCAGAAUGCCAUACUAUACCUUGCGUGCUCUCUCCCUGGUCCGAUUGGAGUGAUUGCAGCGUUACCUGCGGUAAGGGAUCGAGGACGAGGCAGAGAAUGCUAAAAUCACCAGCUGAACUUGGAGACUGCAAUGAAGAGUUAAAGCAGGUUGAAAAGUGCAUGCUUCCUGAAUGUCCUAUACAUUGUGAACUGACGGAAUGGUCUCACUGGUCAGAGUGCAAUAAGUCUUGUGGUAAAGGCCAUAUGAUACGAACACGUAUGAUCACAUUGGAGCCACAGUUCGGAGGUGCUCCGUGUCCAGAAACAGUACAGCGCAAAAAAUGCAGGCUAAGAAAAUGUCAAAAGAGCUCUGGUUUAGAAAAAAAGCGCUUAAAGGAGGCACGGGAGAAAAGAAGAAGCGAGAUGACAAAUGAGGAGACAGAUGGCGAACAAUAUCCAGUUUGCAAAAUGAAGCCAUGGACCGCAUGGACAGAAUGUACCAAAUACUGUGGCGGGGGGAUUCAGGAGAGGUUCAUGACUGUGAAGAAAAGGUUCAAAAGCUCUCAAUUCACGAGUUGCAAAGACAAGAAGGAAAUACGGGCUUGUAACGUCCAUCCAUGUUAGCAGUUAUCCUGCAUUGGAUGUGCUCAGAGCUGAAUGGAACAUCAAUCUUUAUUAGAUUUUUUUAAUCAUAGAAUAUACAGUGCUUUAAUUUUUUUGAUGUACUUUGCUUAUUAUUCUUGCAGGUGCAAGAACUAUAUUUUCUAAAUAUUUACAUGUUAUUACUGACUGAUCUGGUUAUGAUAUUAAAUAUAAAUACUUUAAAAUUGGUCAUCCGUUAAAAAUUAAUUUUGACUUUGGAUGAGCAAUCUAAUAUGCUAGACACAGAAACACGUCUAGUAACAAACAGUAUCACAUGCAUGCAAACAAGAGACACAAUGACCAAACAGGAUAAGUGCCCACUGUCUGAUUUGUUUUUUUAAGUGCAAGUUUGUAGACCUCGCAAGGACUGUCAUAAGCACUAGCUAGUAGACCGACUCCCAGUUGUACAUCUGCUCUGUUUAAGCUAACCCUUUUAAAAUGUUCAGUUUUGAGAGAGAGAGAGAGAGAGAGAGAAAGAUUUCUAGAUUCAAAUUUUGACAUCAUGUAGAACCUACUGAUAACACAAGAAAAUGUAUUUUAAUUUUCUUUUCCAUAUAAGCCAUCAUGGAAUUCCUACUAAAAGGAAAUGUAUCUCUUUGAGGGUAUUGCAACAAAACUCGUUUUCUAAAGGAAACUCUACAUAAAAAAAAGCAUUUUAAUUUGCUUAUUUCUGCCUAUGUAACCUAAUAAAUGGAACAUUUAGAUAGGGUUAUUUACUAAACCAGGAAUUGAACAGAUAAAUGUUAAUAUUAAAAUGGGAAUAUCAAAGAGUGAGAUUUGUGCAAGAGAUAUGUGUAUGUAACAUAAACCAAAGAAAAGUGAUAUAUAUAUAUAUAUAUAUACAUAUGUAUAUAUUGUAUCCAGAGAUAACUUAUAGUUUGAUUAGAGAACAAAUAGCCACUCACAUAGAGAGAGAGGACAAAUCGCCACUCACACAGAGAGAGCUUCUAUAAACACUAUACUAUUAGAGUAUCCUGAUGAAAGCUCAGUUUAGGACCUGAAACGUCGACCACUGGAUUUAUUGGAAUAAAGGAAGAUUGAUUUGCUAAAAACCUUGGAGUGCUGGCAUUACUAUAUUUCUCAUGUGACCAGAGCACCAGGAACUAAACAUAUUUUUAAAUUUGGAGUGCAGGAGCUUUGAGGAAAGU
This is a messenger RNA of Pelobates fuscus (common spadefoot toad), 3900 nucleotides long. It is a transcript of the gene SPON1, whose product is annotated as spondin 1. Bases 326 to 2734 code for a protein of 802 amino acids. Gene Ontology annotation, cellular component: extracellular matrix. NCBI's taxonomy places the organism in Eukaryota, Metazoa, Chordata, Amphibia, Anura, Pelobatidae. The record is from RefSeq and is a predicted model, not a curated record. Gene Ontology annotation, biological process: cell adhesion. The transcript is spliced from 16 exons.